AUGACGGGGAAGGUUCCCACGUUCUCCCCUGGCUCUGCAGUGAGCUCUACACUGCCCGGCUACCUCGCACUCUGCCUGGCUCUGCAGGCUCCCAGGCUGGCCUCAGCGCAGUUCACAGUGACUGGACCUGAUCAUCCAAUUACAGCAGCUGUAGGCGGGGACGCCAUCCUGGCCUGCCACCUCUCCCCCAGGACGAGUGCUCAGGCCAUGGAGGUGAGAUGGUACCGAUCCCAGUUCUCUCCAGUUGUGCACCUGUACCGCGAUGGCCAGGAUCAGUAUGAGAAGCAGAUGCAGGAAUAUCAAGGCAGGACGGAGCUACUGAGAGACGACAUCGCCAAUGGAAGCGUUUCCCUGCGAAUAUGUGAUAUCCGGCCCUCGGAUGAGGGUUAUUACACCUGCUUUUUCGAGUCCCUUACCUUUUUUCAAGAAGCCUCAAUACUCCUGCAGGUGGCAGCUUUGGGCUCUGGCCCUGACAUCUCUGUGGAAGGACAUCAGGAUGGAGGGCUAUGGCUGGUAUGUCGAUCAUCCGGCUGGUAUCCACGGCCUGAGGCUCAGUGGAGAGACCAGCAGGGGAAGCUUUUACCAUCAGCCUUUGAAAAAAUAUCCCCAGAAGCUGGUGGCCUGUUUCAAACAAAAAUUGCCAUGGUUCUAAAAGAAGAGUCCAACCAGAAAGUGUCCUGCCACGUCAGGAACCCCCGUGACAACCGGGAGAGAGAGUCAGCGAUUUCCAUAGCAGCUCACUUCUUCCAAUGGGGCUCACCCUGGGUAGUGACCCUGGGAGUAAUCCUGGCUCUUUUCAUUGUCCUAGCCAGCUAUGGCUUCUGGAGGCAACACAGAGCAAAAGUGAUUCUGCAAAGUGAUCUGCAGAAGCAGAUGGCGGCACAUUGUGCAGAGAAAGACAAACUCCAGACUGAACUCAGGUGGAGAUGCGCUCAGCUUUAUGCAGUGGAUGUGACUCUGGAUCCAGACACGGCUCAUCCCCGGCUUGUCCUGUCUGAGGAUCGGAAACAUGUGAGUUAUGGAGACAUGCGCCAAGAUCUGCCCGACAUCCCUGAGAGAUUUGACCCAGUGCCCAUUGUCUUAGGAGUUGACAGGUUCACGGAUGGGAGGUAUUACUGGGAGGUGGAGGUGGGAGACAAGACAAGAUGGACGCUGGGGGUUUGUAAGGAGUCUGUGAGCAGGAAGGAAUGGCUCACCCCCUCACCCGAGAAUGGACACUGGACUGUGUGGCUGAGACAUGGAGAAUACGAGGCCUGCACCUGCCCUCUGAAGCACCUCACCGUGAGCACCAGGCCCAGCCGAGUGGGGGUUUUCCUGGACUACGAGGCGGGCAAGGUCUCAUUUUACAAUGUGACUGACAGGUCUCAUCUCUUCACCUUCACUGGUACCUUCUCGGAGACACUGCGCCCUUGUUUCUAUCCUGGUGUCACAGCUGAGGGUACAAACGCAGCUCCACUGACAAUCUGCCCAGUUCCAAUGCAGGCUGGUGUGUGAGGCAGAAGCCAAGAGAAGCAGGCGUGAGUGUGAGCCUGGCAGAACAAAGAUAUAGAUACAUCUAAUUCAUUUCUGCAUUAAUCAUUUUCUCACUGAAAUGUUAUUUUAGCUUUGUAUUAAGUCUUUUUACAUAGAAACUUUGCAUCUUGUAUACUUUGUACCCCCUUUGCUUAAUGGAUUGCCCUGUUGAGUGAAUGAGAUGUGAAUGGAUAAAGGGUAGAAUACAAGUACCUCAAGGCAGUUGCAAUGGUUGGAGAGGGGAUGAAAGCCAGAUCCAAGAACAAUAAGAACAAUGGGGCCUCUGAAGUGGGCCCACUGAAAGAAGACUGGACCUAUGGAGGCCUUAGGAGUCAGCAGCAAGUGCCUGCUUUGGGAAGCCCCCUCUUUGAAGGUGAACAGGGCAGUGUUCAGACACUUUUCCCCACGCCCUGCCCCAGAAGAAGGGGCCACAGAUGUCUAACUGCAUAUGCAGAAAAUGACUCUCACAGAUGAUGCAUAUGCAUGGACUGACUAACUGGUGGAGAUCUGCAGGAGAAGGAAGAUACUUUACAUUUAUAGUAUCUUGCAGAGAGAUCCAAGGUUUUCGUCUUGUCAA
This is a messenger RNA of Pelodiscus sinensis (Chinese soft-shelled turtle), 2089 nucleotides long. NCBI's taxonomy places the organism in Eukaryota, Metazoa, Chordata, Testudines, Trionychidae. The record is from RefSeq and is a predicted model, not a curated record.